This is a messenger RNA of Salmo salar (Atlantic salmon), 695 nucleotides long. RefSeq lists its product as uncharacterized. The record is from RefSeq and is a predicted model, not a curated record. NCBI's taxonomy places the organism in Eukaryota, Metazoa, Chordata, Actinopteri, Salmoniformes, Salmonidae.
AGUCUCACAAUACACCUAUACAUACGUAUCAGCAUCUCUGUUCGUACAUUUUUGUUCAUUAUUUCUGUUCGUACAUUUUAUUUUACAUCCUCCGCCAUCCAUAACUUCAACUUCAACUGUUGACAACUUCAACUCCAAUUUAUUUUAACAGUUUGGAAAUGUUCACCAGUACACAGCGGAGGCGUAAGCAGUGGAGGCUUCAGAAGCGGAGGCACCAGCCGUGGAGGCGUCAGCAGCAGGAGCAGAGGGGUCAGCAGCGGAGGGACCAGCAACGGAGGCGUCAGCAGCAGGAGCAGAUGGGUCAGCAGCAGGAGCAGAGGGAUCAGCAGCAGGAGCAGAGGGGUCAGCAGCAGGAGCAGAGGGAUCAGCAGCAGGAGCAGAGGGGUCAGCAGCAGGAGCAGAGCGGUCAGCAGCAGGAGCAGAGGGGUCAGCAGCAGGAGCAGAGGGAUCAGCAGCAGGAGCAGAGGGGUCAGCAGCAGGAGCAGAGGGGUCAGCAGCAGGAGCAGAGGGGUCAGCAUAUACCUCCUACCUGUGAUUUGUGUCUGAAUAAUGACAAGAAGACUUACAUAGUCUUCAAACCCUGUGGUCACCGGCUGUGUUUGGAGUGUGUUCACAUGUUACCUCCUGGAACUGAGUAUCUCAACUGUUCAUACUGCCUUAAGUUUGUUCAAGGCUUUGAUUUCCCAGGUCUGUAG